AUGCUAAUACACACACUGCAAACCCAUUCACCUGUGGGGUAUAAUCCUGGCCCAUCAACAUCAAACAUGGCCAUUGAGGAGUCAGAACUUAAAAAAAUCAGCAUUUUUUUCAACUUACCACAAAUACUGGCAUCCCUCUCCAAUUACGGAAUCUGCAUCCACCAGCAGGUCGACCUCAGUAGCCACCCAAUACUCUGCCUCAUUGGGAUCAAAAAAAUGUAAAAAGAAGUCACAGGCAGAACAAGCCUAUGCAAGAUUUGCCAAAGCAGCUGAUGAGCAGAACCAGAGGUGGCUUCCGCUGAAAAAAUGCUACACAGAUUCGCGGAAAAUAUUGAUAGAAGCUUAAACAACUUUUUGGAGGAAAGAAAAAUGACGAAUAGUCUGCUGGCCCAUAAAAACGCAAUUUUAUCUGAACUUCUAACAACUAUUAGUGAAAAAGCGAAAUAGAAUUUAAAAAUAGUUUGUUUUGUAUUUUGUAGUUCUGUUAGUUCUUGCCUGUGAACUAUCUGUCUUGUUUGUUUCUUUUAUGCCUUGUUCAACGUAUUUAUGUUUAUAUAUAUACAUAUUUUUUAUCGGAC
Molecule: messenger RNA, 578 nt
Organism: Acanthoscelides obtectus
Lineage: Eukaryota; Metazoa; Arthropoda; Insecta; Coleoptera; Chrysomelidae
Source: the annotation of a GenBank genome assembly